AUGGAAAUUCGUAGCCAUCAUUUUGGCCAGCUGCUUGGCCAAAGUAUCGGGAAAGAAGCAGGAAAGACACGAAAAAUGUUAGAAACAUCCGUAGCAUCUAGAGUCGUAGAGCGAGUUGCAGAUUUACUUGCUUUGAUCUCACGUUCGAGCGAUCACGAAGCUCACGGCCUGCCUGACUGGAGCAUGAAUAAUCCAAUACCUUACCUCGGAAAACUGAUCUACAUCACAGAACGCGACGUUCCCGUUGGAAAGAUUCCACGGUACAUUGAUCAUCGUGCUAGUCAAACAACGGUUCGUGAUAAUGCACCGAUUUUAAAUCAUUGUUAUCAACGCCGAGAACAAAGGAAGAACUGCCAAAUUUACUCGAGCAGAAGACAAAGAGAAAUGGACAAAAGGUAG
Messenger RNA from Heterotrigona itama, 399 nucleotides. The record is from the annotation of a GenBank genome assembly. NCBI's taxonomy places the organism in Eukaryota, Metazoa, Arthropoda, Insecta, Hymenoptera, Apidae.